AUGGAGCCUACCAAAGUCCAGUCAGAGGGUGGCCUCAAUGUCACCCUUACCAUCCGCCUCCUCAUGCAUGGAAAAGAGGUUGGAAGUAUAAUUGGAAAGAAAGGAGAAACAGUAAAAAAGAUGCGAGAAGAGAGUGGAGCACGAAUCAAUAUUUCUGAGGGAAACUGCCCAGAGAGGAUUGUCACCAUCACAGGACCAACAGACACAAUCUUCAAGGCUUUUGCUAUGAUUGCCUACAAAUUUGAGGAGGACAUAAUCAAUUCCAUGAGCAACAGCCCAGCAACCAGCAAGCCUCCAGUCACCUUAAGGCUUGUUGUGCCAGCCAGCCAGUGCGGCUCCCUCAUAGGAAAAGGAGGAUCCAAAAUAAAAGAAAUGAGAGAGUCCACAGGGGCCCAGGUUCAGGUGGCAGGGGACAUGCUGCCCAACUCCACAGAACGUGCAGUGACAAUCUCUGGGACCCCUGAAGCCAUCAUCCAGUGUGUCAAACAAAUCUGUGUGGUCAUGCUGGAGUCCCCACCAAAAGGUGCCACCAUCCCUUAUCGCCCAAAGCCUGCCUCCACCCCCGUCAUUUUUUCAGGUGGCCAGGCCUACACAAUUCAGGGACAGUACGCCAUACCACAUCCAGAUCAGUUGACCAAGCUCCACCAGUUGGCUAUGCAGCAAACCCCCUUUACCCCUCUCGGACAGACCACCCCUGCUUUCCCUGGUUUGGAUGCCAGUCCACCAGCCAGUACCCAUGAACUCACCAUUCCCAAUGAUCUAAUAGGCUGCAUCAUUGGACGCCAGGGAACCAAAAUAAAUGAGAUUCGACAGAUGUCUGGGGCGCAGAUCAAAAUUGCAAACGCCAUGGAGGGCUCAUCAGAGCGCCAGAUCACCAUUACAGGGACUCCUGCUAAUAUCAGCCUGGCCCAGUAUCUCAUCAAUGCCAGGCUGACGUCUGAAGUCACUGGAAUGGGCACACUCUAA
Molecule: messenger RNA, 966 nt
Organism: Scomber japonicus (chub mackerel)
Lineage: Eukaryota; Metazoa; Chordata; Actinopteri; Scombriformes; Scombridae
Gene: pcbp3
Product: poly(rC) binding protein 3
Exons: 12
Coding region: 1-966 (321 amino acids)
Biological process (GO): regulation of RNA metabolic process; regulation of gene expression
Cellular component (GO): nucleus; cytoplasm
Molecular function (GO): mRNA binding
Source: RefSeq, a predicted model, not a curated record